Paramecium sonneborni is the source of this 1744-nucleotide messenger RNA. NCBI's taxonomy places the organism in Eukaryota, Ciliophora, Oligohymenophorea, Peniculida, Parameciidae. The record is from the annotation of a GenBank genome assembly.
AUGGAAUGUUUUACAGUAAGAUAUAGCUAAUUAUUCGAUAAAGAAGCAGAUUUAAAAUCAGCUUUUGAAAUGAAAAUUUUUGAGAUCAAUAAAGUUUAUAUUUCAGUUGGAUCAGAUUCUAUAAUUCUUAAUGAAUCAACUUAAUUAUUAAAUAUCCAUGUUUAUUAUAAAUGCCCAUCUAACAAUAAAAAAGUACACAGUCAAUUGAAUAAAUGUAAUAGUUGUAGCGGAACUAAUAAGAUUUAUAACUUAAACCAUUAUUGUCAUGGAUCAAUCAAUUCAAUUAAUAUCUUUNGAUUUAAUUGCUAAAAUGGAUUUACCUAAACUGCCACAAUUCUUUUUUCAGAUUCAUUUGCAAAUACUCCUAAAAUAAUUAUUAUUCCAUUAACUCAAGAUUAUAUUUCUGCAGGUUCAAAAUUAAUAGUGAUGCUUGAAAUUUUAAGUGUCACUUUAACAGGUACUUUAUAAAAUUAUAUAUAUUUUACAUUAAAAAUAACCUGUCCUAGUAAUAAAGUCAAUUUGUAUUGGUUAUAUUGAUAUGUCAUUGAUGAUGCACGUAUUGGAGUAAUCAUUGAGACAAAUGCAAAAAAUUAAUUGCUUCUAAAUAAUAUCCAAUUUAAAAUCCAAACACAAAAAAAGCAAUUGCUUCUAUAAUGAUUAUUGGUUAUAACGGAUCAUUUAAAAUUGAUCUAUCUGUAAAUUAUAUAUUUUAAAUAGAUUAUUGCAUUAACUUCAACUUAAGUAACUUUGGGUAUUAAUAGUGAUAUUUCAAAUUUAAUUCAUCUGGAUUAUUAAAUAAUAUUGGCUAGUGAAGAAGCUUUUCCUUAAAUAAAUUAAAGGGUAGCCACAAGUGGUUAUACAAGUGAGCUUUUUACUCUUGAUCCUAAUAAUUAAUUUAUGACAACUUAUAAGAGAAUUCAAACUAGUAAUGGAAAUUCAUUUAGGUUCUAAUUAGAUAAAACUCAAAUUUUACCUACGGUUUCUUAUCAAAGUUCUACAUGUAACAAAUUUAAAUUUAACAAUAGGCUCCGGUAGUUCUUAUUCUUCAAACACAAUCAUUAGAUUAAUCUACAAAUCACCUCAAGAUUAAUUUUUUUUGACAAUGGAAUGUUUUACAGUAAGAUAUAGCUAAUUAUUCGAUAAAGAAGCAGAUUUAAAAUCAGCUUUUGAAAUGAAAAUUUUUGAGAUCAAUAAAGUUUAUAUUUCAGUUGGAUCAGAUUCUAUAAUUCUUAAUGAAUCAACUUAAUUAUUAAAUAUCCAUGUUUAUUAUAAAUGCCCAUCUAACAAUAAAAAAGUACACAGUCAAUUGAAUAAAUGUAAUAGUUGUAGCGGAACUAAUAAGAUUUAUAACUUAAACCAUUAUUGUCAUGGAUCAAUCAAUUCAAUUAAUAUCUUUGCUUAAUACAAUGUCUAAGCAAAUUACAAAGAAAUAUUAAUAACUUUAAUUAGUAAUAGUAUAUCCAUCGUUUAAACUUUAAGAAAUAAAAUUAUCACGGAUUAAAAUAUAUUAAAAGUAGAAUUUUUAGAUACCUUAGAAAUUCUUAAUAGUCAAGAAAUCUAAAAUAAUGGUAUGCUAAAUAAAUUCUCUAGAAUAAACACUAUCAUAAUAAUUAAUCUCAUCGCUGCAUAAUUCUAUCAUUAAGUUGAUUUUUCAUGUAUUUAAAAUUAUCAUGAUAAAAUCUAUAGAUUUAAUUUACAAUUAAUCGAUCGUAAAAUAGCAUAGUUAUAAUCAUCAAAUAAAUGA